UGUGUUAUAUAGCGUUAUCAUUUUUACGUUGUGUGAGUUUAGAGUCAACAAUUUUAAUACGUAUUUUACUCUUGAUCAAGGAACAUGAAUCGUAUUCUUUUGGUAAAUUUUCUUUUUACGUUUGCCUUAGGCGUUUUGGCUGAUUCUCCAAAAUUACAAACAUGCAAAUCUACAAUUGGACAUGUUGAAAAGGCAAUUGUUACGGGUAGUCAAUUCAAAAAUGGAAAAUAUAUUUUAAAGCAUGGCACUGAAGUUGGUAUUGAAGUCACAUUCAAUACAGAAAAAAAAGUAAAUGAUCUUAAAGCUUCUGCUGAAAUCACAUUAAAUGGAAUGAAUCUGCCCACUAAAUUACCAAAUUUAAAUGGAUGUAAAGUUUUGAAAUGUCCUCUUAAUAAGGGUGGACCAUAUGUAUAUAAAAUAAAUAUGCCAGUUUCAAAAUUUUAUCCAAAGAUUGAGACAACAUCAAAGUUACGAUUAAAAAAUGAAAAAAAUAAAGUUAUUGCUUGCGUGAUAGUUCCAAUUAAAGUUGUUUAAUGUAAAUGAGACGAUUUAUUAAAUAAUAAAGACAAGCUUUGAAAAUUUGA
Messenger RNA from Leptopilina boulardi, 584 nucleotides. RefSeq names its product NPC intracellular cholesterol transporter 2 homolog a-like. NCBI's taxonomy places the organism in Eukaryota, Metazoa, Arthropoda, Insecta, Hymenoptera, Figitidae. Gene Ontology annotation, molecular function: sterol binding. The coding region runs from base 85 to 534 and encodes 149 amino acids. The transcript is spliced from 4 exons. The record is from RefSeq and is a predicted model, not a curated record. Gene Ontology annotation, biological process: sterol transport.